UAAGCUCACUCUUCCACCUACACAGACAAACUGACAGCUCAUCUCUCUCAUUCUCUCUCAUUCUCUCUCAGACUCUUCUUACCUUUCUUUUCUUUUCUCUCCAUCUCACUAUUACUGUUUAGUUUGCUUCCUGUAGAGGGAAAAACUUUCUUUCCUCCCCCUCUUUCUCUCUCUGUACUUUAAUAUUCCAUUGAUUCCUCUCUUUCCACAUUCCUCUGAUUCUUUCUCUCAUUUCCUUCUUCGGUCCGCAUAUAAUAUAUAUUUUUCGCCGGAAUUUUUCUCCGGCGAGCCAAUGCGGCGGAUUUUGCUGGAAAUCUCUUAUACCGCUGAAUUUGGUGGUCAUUAAUUUAUUAUUUUCUGUCUUCUUCCCCUGUGAAACGGAGGGAAGGUAAAGGAGAUUGGAAAUAAUGUCGUUAUACGACGCUGCAUUUGUGAACACAGAGCUAUCAAAGCCCACCUCAAUCUUUGGCCUCCGCCUGUGGGUGGUGAUUGGAAUCUUGCUUGGAUCUCUCAUAGUCCUCGCUCUCUUCCUCCUCUCGCUUUGCCUAACCUCUCGCCGUAAGAGUCGCCUCACGUCAAAGCAUGCUGAUACUACCCCUCCCAUCUCCAAGGAAAUACAGGAAAUCGUGCAUUUCCCUGCACAGGAUCAUCACCACCCUGUUCAAGUCCCAGAGAUUCAAGUCGAGAUCGGUAAGAUCGAGCAUCGUGUGGUGUUUUCAGACCGGCCCUCGAGUGGGGAGAGUAGAGGGACUGCGAGUGGGUGUGAGACGGCGUCUUUUGGAAGUGGGAGUGUGGGGCCUGAGGUCUCGCAUCUCGGGUGGGGCCGCUGGUAUACAUUGCGGGAGCUGGAAGCUGCAACGGAUGGGCUUUGUGAAGAGAAUGUGAUUGGUGAAGGUGGAUACGGGAUUGUGUACCGUGGAGUUCUGAGUGAUGGCACUAAAGUUGCUGUUAAGAACUUGUUGAAUAACAGGGGUCAAGCUGAGAAGGAAUUCAAAGUGGAGGUGGAAGUAAUUGGACGAGUACGGCACAAGAAUCUUGUUAGGUUGCUUGGAUACUGUGUUGAGGGUGCAUAUAGGAUGCUCGUCUACGAGUAUGUUGACAAUGGUAAUCUGGACCAAUGGCUUCAUGGUGAUGUCGGACAAGUCAGCCCCCUAACGUGGGAUAUUCGUAUGAACAUUAUAUUGGGAACAGCAAAGGGACUGGCCUACCUUCAUGAGGGUCUUGAACCAAAGGUUGUCCACCGUGAUGUAAAAUCCAGCAACAUACUUCUUGAUCGCCAGUGGAAUGCUAAGGUUUCUGAUUUUGGGCUUGCUAAGCUCUUAUGCUCAGAGAGGAGUUAUGUAACAACACGGGUGAUGGGAACAUUUGGUUAUGUUGCACCAGAAUAUGCUUGCACUGGAAUGCUGAAUGAGAAGAGUGAUGUAUAUAGCUUUGGCAUACUUAUAAUGGAGUUAAUUUCUGGGAGAAGCCCCGUUGAUUAUAGUCGACCACAAGGAGAGGUGAAUUUGGUGGAUUGGUUAAAAGCCAUGGUUGGAAACCGAAAAUCUGAAGAAAUAGUUGAUCCAAAGUUGCCUGAGAUGCCUGCUUCCAAAGCUCUAAAACGUGUUCUCCUGGUUGCUCUUCGAUGUGUUGAUCCUGAUGCAACAAAGAGGCCCAAAAUGGGGCAUGUGAUCCACAUGCUUGAGGCAGAUGAUUUAUUAUUUCGUGAUGAACGCCGAAUUGGGAAAGAAUCUUCCCAUUCACGCCGUUAUGAACAAGAAAAUCCUGCUGUUGCCAAAUUAGGUGAUAAACAAUUGGGUGCAGGCACUUCAGAUGCGAGCGAAGGUGAUAGUAGUAGGAAUCUUUCUGAACAAAAUAGAUGGAGAUAACGUCACUGGAGGAUUAGGUGAUUAACUAAUUUAAGUCUCUCCAUGAUACUGGACUCCCUCUUUUUCUUCCCUCCUAUUUUUUCCCCCCUUUUUAUUGUUUUCCUCUUGUGGGUAUUUACUGUGUUUGUUGUACCUUCAAUUUGAUAAAAACAAUAAUUCUGCAUUUGUUCUGUGCUUAGCUUUUAUAUGUUUGAGAUGCGAGUCUUACUUCAAUUCGAUAUAAUUGUAUACUUGAACGAAUUCAUUCAUUAUUCUUAUAGAAACCAUAAUUAUUA
Molecule: messenger RNA, 2143 nt
Organism: Manihot esculenta (cassava)
Lineage: Eukaryota; Viridiplantae; Streptophyta; Magnoliopsida; Malpighiales; Euphorbiaceae
Product: probable serine/threonine-protein kinase At1g01540
Exons: 7
Coding region: 408-1868 (486 amino acids)
Biological process (GO): protein phosphorylation
Molecular function (GO): ATP binding; protein kinase activity
Source: RefSeq, a predicted model, not a curated record